AUGCGGCACGCGGGCGCCGGAGCGCUGUGCCUGGCAGCCGAGGCCGGCUGCCGCGAGGCGGUGCGCGCGUUGUCUGCGCCCGCGGCCGCCGGGCCCGACGCGUGGGGCAGCACGGCGCUGCAGUGGGCGGCGGCUCGCGGCCGGGACGUGGCGGUGGCGCUGCUGCUGGAGGAGGGCCGCGCAGACGUGCGCGCCGCGGACCGGGACGGCGUGACGGCGCUGCACGCGGCCGCCGCCCGCUGCGGCGCGCCCACCGUGGAGGCGCUGCUGCGCGCCGGGGCCGACCCGGCCGCCGCAGACGGCGAGCUGGCGCUGCCGCUGCACUGGGCGGCCGCCGCGGCCAACGCGGCCGCGCUCGCCGCGCUGCUGGAGGCGUGCCGCGGCCACGCCGCUGCACUACGCGGCGCGCGCCGGCUGCGUGGAAGCGGUGCGCGCGCUGCUGGCCGCGGGCGCCUACCGUAG
Messenger RNA from Schistocerca nitens (vagrant locust), 462 nucleotides. Its product is annotated as ankyrin repeat domain-containing protein 65-like. Gene Ontology annotation, molecular function: protein binding. The transcript has 3 exons. Gene Ontology annotation, cellular component: nucleus; cytoplasm. The coding region runs from base 1 to 462 and encodes 153 amino acids. Lineage: Eukaryota; Metazoa; Arthropoda; Insecta; Orthoptera; Acrididae. The record is from RefSeq and is a predicted model, not a curated record.